GCACGUGGCUAUUCGAUCUAUAUAGAAUUGGCAGCCACAAUAACACAACAAGUAAGAGAGGCCACACAAAUACCAACUGGUCCCACUCCAAAUCCUCUAGAUUUAAUUUUGUGAUUUCAAUUGAAACCAUAUUCGAAGAAAGCUAUGUAAUGUAGCCUCACCUUUAGCUGUUUAGUUUUCUGCAUAUGGUGUGAAUGGCUCAUUUACUAGCAAGCAACCCCACCACUUCAGAUAAACUCAUCUGCCCAAACUUCACGUAUGGUGUAAGAACAGAACCCAGAACCAGAAAUGCAUGUUGCAGCAGAGUGAGAAGGAAAAGCAGAGGAUGUGGGAGGAAAGGUUUGGUGUUGCAAUGUUGCAGCAGCAGCACAAGUAGUUCACAAUUAUCUUAUGCUGAUCAGAAUGUGGGAUUGCAGAUUGAGAGUGAUGGUGGAAAGCUUGAGCAGCAGGUGGAGUAUUUGGUGUGCGAAUAUGGGUGGAUGGUAAGGAGACUCAUUGAGAACAAAGAUGAGACGAGGCAAGCUGCUCAAGUUCAGGCGGAAGCAUUCCACAUUCCUGUGGCUCUUUUCAAUGAUUUGUUCUUCCAAUUCUUUCAGGCGGAAGUGCUUGCAGGGCUCCUUUACAAGCUUAAAAAUUCACCUCCCAAUAGGUAUGCUUGUUUGGUGGCUGAGCCAGCCAAAAACGAUCUAGAUUCACCACACCUUGUAGGUGUCACAGAUGUCACUGUGUUAAGAGACCAAGAUGUACUUCAGCAUCUCCCUGCUGAAGCGGAAGAGUACCUUUACAUAUCAGGAAUAGCCGUCUCGAAAACUUUCAGGAGGAGGAAAAUAGCAACUGCUUUGCUGAAAGCUUGUGACAUGCUUUCCAUUUUGUGGGGUUUUGAGUUUCUUGCCCUUCGAGCCUAUGAAGACGACCUGGGUGCUCGAAAAGUGUACGCAAAUGCUGGGUACCAAGUUGUGUCUAGAGAUCCACCAUGGACAAGUAAUUGGAUUGGAAGGAAACCCCGUGUUCUUAUGAUCAAAAGAACUAGUUUGCCUAAGUAGCUUAAUGUAGUGUUGUUAAGACAUCAACAGAAACAGAAAAUGUAUUCUACCAAGGUACAGAGCAAGUAGCAGCAAAAUCUGUUUCUUAUUUAUCACUUAUUGCACACAAGUUUUAUGUGAAAUGAGAAGAUUCAAUGGGUUGGCCA
This is a messenger RNA of Lotus japonicus, 1189 nucleotides long. RefSeq names its product GCN5-related N-acetyltransferase 10, chloroplastic. Gene Ontology annotation, molecular function: N-acetyltransferase activity. The record is from RefSeq and is a predicted model, not a curated record. Gene Ontology annotation, cellular component: cytoplasm; NatA complex. The transcript has 4 exons. Gene Ontology annotation, biological process: mitotic sister chromatid cohesion. NCBI's taxonomy places the organism in Eukaryota, Viridiplantae, Streptophyta, Magnoliopsida, Fabales, Fabaceae. The coding region runs from base 195 to 1043 and encodes 282 amino acids.